AUGGCUCCGGUGGGACUGCCUCCCGGUUUUAGGUUUCACCCCACCGAUGAGGAGCUCGUCAACUAUUACUUGAAAAGGAAAAUUCAAGGCCUCGAAAUCGAGCUCGACAUUAUUCCCGAAGUCGAUCUCUACAAAUGCGAGCCUUGGGAAUUGGCAGAGAAAUCUUUCUUGCCUAGUAGAGAUCCCGAGUGGUACUUUUUCGGGCCAAGGGACCGAAAGUACCCGAAUGGGUUCAGGACGAACCGGGCGACUCGGGCCGGGUACUGGAAAUCGACAGGGAAAGACAGGCGAGUGAAUAGCCAAAAUCGAGCCAUAGGUAUGAAGAAAACACUCGUGUAUUACAGGGGAAGGGCCCCACAAGGAGUAAGGACUGAUUGGGUAAUGCAUGAAUAUAGGCUCGAUGAUAAGGAAUGGGAGGACACGACCGGCCUCCAGGUAGCCCGUACGGACUCGUAUGCACUAUGCCGAGUUUUCAAGAAAAACGGGCUGUCCUCCGAAUUCGAAGAGCACAUCCAAACGAGCAAUUUGUCACUGCUUGAUUACAUGCAAGGAGCUAACAACGAGCAUCACGAGACAAUGUCGCCCGAUUUCCCCUUGGCAUCAUCUUCCAAUAACCUAUGUAAUGAAGAAGAACACAAAGAUGAUAAGGAUGAGUCAUGGAUGCAUUUUAUUACAGAUGAUGUUUGGUAUUCUUCAUCCAGCACAAACUUUGUUGGUGAUGAGGUUUCUCAACAGGCCUUCACAAACUAA
Messenger RNA from Striga asiatica, 750 nucleotides. NCBI's taxonomy places the organism in Eukaryota, Viridiplantae, Streptophyta, Magnoliopsida, Lamiales, Orobanchaceae. The record is from the annotation of a GenBank genome assembly.